GUUGCUCAUGCCCAGUGGACUUCCACACAAGCUCCGGUCCGGUCCGGAGGUCUUCGGAUGCGGGUCCCCCCCCCCCCACUACCCCCCAAUUCUGUGCGCAUGGGUUGGGAGGACAGCAGCCACCCUAGAGAGAGAGAGAGAGAGAGAGAGAGAGAGAGAGAGAGAGAGAGAGAGAGAGAGAGAGAGAGAGAGAGAGAGAGAGACGCCCGUAGUCAGAUGCUGAAUUCAAAUAACGGGAGUCAUUGGAAUAACGGGACAUGACUGAGUAAGAGGGGGAUUUAAAACACACACACACACGCACACAACAAAAGACACUUGGAUGAUGCCGGAAUGGGGCGGCAGGAGCCCUCGGUGGUGUGAGCGAGGAACACAAAGCUCCGCAGCGGUGAUCACUGUUUGAUGCCACCGUCCGUCCAUCCAUCCAUCCAUUCAUCCUGAGGGUCUCUAUUCAUGUUGCAAAAGCCUGGCUCCUGACAAUGGAUUACUUGCUUUGCGUGUGCAGCCUCCUCGUGCCAAUGGUGCUGGCUGUUGAAGAAACCCUGAUGGACAGUCGGUGGGCUACCACAGAGCUGGCCUGGACGACAUUCCCAGAGAGUGGGUGGGAGGAAGUGAGCGGCUAUGAUGACUCCAUGAGCCCCAUCAGAACCUACCAGGUGUGUAAUGUCCGACAGCCCAACCAGAACAAUUGGCUCAGGACGGACUAUAUCCCCCGCAGGGGUGUUCUUCGUGUCUAUGUGGAGCUCAAGUUCUCCGUGCGCGACUGCGCCAGCAUCCCCAAUAUCCCCGGCUCCUGUAAAGAGACUUUUAAUCUCUUUUACUAUGAAUCUGACGGGGACACCGCCACAGACGCCAGCCCCCUGUGGAGGGAGAACCCUUACGUGAAAGUGGAUACUAUAGCCCCUGAUGAGAGCUUCUCUCUACUGGAAGCUGGCAGGAUCAACACCAAAGUGCGCAGCUUUGGUCCCCUGUCCAAGUCGGGCUUCUUCUUGGCCUUCCAGGACCUCGGAGCAUGCAUGUCUCUGAUCUCGGUCCGGGUGUUCUUCAAAAAGUGCUCCACAACCAUUGCUAAUUUCGCAGUCUUCCCUGAGACCGCGACCGGCGCGGAAGCGACUUCCUUAGUCAUCGCUCCGGGGGUUUGCGUGACAAAUGCCAUGGAGAUGUCCGUCCCACUGAAGCUCUACUGCAAUGGUGACGGAGAGUGGAUGGUUCCAGUGGGUGCUUGUACAUGCGUCGCUGGUUAUGAACCCUCCGCAGAUCGCACCCAAUGCCAAGUUUGCAUCCCUGGGACUUUCAAAUCCAAAUUUGGGGACGGAUCCUGUGUUGCGUGUCCGGCUAACAGUCGCACAGGUGCCCGAGGAGCCAGUGUUUGUCCCUGCCAAAGUGGGUUCUACCGCGCUGAUAGCGACCCACCUGACAUUGCCUGCACUACUAUCCCCUCAGCCCCCCGCAACGUAAUCUCCAGUGUGAAUGAGACCUCGUUGUCCCUGGAAUGGGAGGAACCCGAAGACACCGGUGGAAGGAGCGACUUAGUGUAUAACGUGGUGUGUAAGAAAUGCCUGCGAGACCGCAGCCCGUGCACCCGCUGCGACGACAAUGUGGACAUCUCCCCUCGGAGGCUGGGGCUGAGGCAGCGGAAGGUGGUGGUGAGGAAUCUGCAGGCUCACACCCGGUACAGCUUCGAGGUGCAGGGGGUCAACGGCGUCUCGGGGAAGAACCCCGCCACGCCACGUUACUCGACGGUCAACAUCACCACCAACCAGGCCGCACCUUCCGCAGUACCAACAGUCCAUCUGAUGCGCUCCACUGCAGACACCUUGAGUCUAUCAUGGCUGCCCCCGGAGAAACCUAAUGGGGUCAUUCUGGACUAUGAGAUUAAAUACCACGAAAGGGGCCAGGCUAUGUCACACACUGUAACAUCCCAGCUCAGCUCAGCCAAGGUGGAGGGACUGAGGGCCUCUACACCCUACGUGGUGCAGGUCAGAGCUCGCACCGUCGCAGGGUACGGUCGCUACAGCAACCCCAUGGACCUCAGCACCAGCCUGCACAGUGAUCCUCAGAAGUCUGUGCAAGACCAGCUGCCUCUAAUCAUAGGUUCCGCCUCUGCAGGCUUGGUGGUCAUUGUUGCCUUGGUGGUAAUUGCUGUUGUCUGCCUCAAGAAACAGCGCAGUGGCUCUGAGCUGGAGUACACAGAGAAACUGCAGCAAUACAUUUCUCCAGGUGUGAAAGUGUACAUUGACCCUUUCACCUACGAGGACCCCAAUGACGCAAUCCACGAGUUUGCCAAGGAAAUCGACAUCUCCUGCAUAAAGAUUGAAGAAGUCAUCGGUGCAGGUGAGUUCGGCGAGGUGUGUCGCGGGCGGCUCAAGCUGGCCGGCCGCAGGGAGAUGGUGGUGGCCAUCAAGACCCUGAAAGCAGGCUACACGGAACGCCAGAGGCGGGACUUCCUGGCCGAGGCGUCCAUCAUGGGCCAGUUCGACCAUCCCAAUGUCAUCCGGCUGGAGGGCGUGCUGACACGCAGCUGUCCCGUCCUCAUCAUUGCAGAAUUCAUGGAGAAUGGCGCGCUCGAUUCCUUCCUGCGGCUGAACGACGGCCGCUUCACGGUGACUCAGCUGGUGGGGAUGCUGCGCGGCAUCGCUGCAGGAAUGAAGUACCUGUCGGACAUGAAUUACGUCCACAGGGACCUCGCUGCCCGCAAUAUCCUGGUCAACAGCAACCUGGUGUGCAAAGUCUCCGACUUUGGUCUGUCACGCUUUCUGGAUGACACUUCAGCUGACCCCACUUAUACUAGCUCACUGGGAGGGAAAAUUCCCAUCCGGUGGACGGCACCAGAGGCCAUCGCCUUCAGGAAGUUCACUUCUGCGAGUGACGUGUGGAGUUAUGGCAUUGUUAUGUGGGAGGUGGUGUCGUAUGGAGAAAGGCCAUACUGGGACAUGAGCAACCAGGAUGUGAUGACUGCAGUAGAGCAGGACUACAGGCUUCCCCCACCCAUGGACUGUCCCAUGGUGCUGCACCAGCUCAUGUUGGAGUGUUGGAUGAAGGAGCGCAACCUGCGGCCCAAGUUCUCACGUAUCGUCAACACGCUGGACAAGCUGCUGCGCAACGCCGGCAGCCUCAAAGUUGUGACCAGCACGUACUCAGGGGACCUGCUGAGGCUCGGAGGAACGCUGCCGGGACACAACAGGAAAAGUCCGGACAGCAGCGAGGAAAUCGUGCGGCAGCAAAUGAGCCAAACUCUCCCCAUCAGAGUGUGAGCUGCCGCAAAAGCAACCCCGAGGAGAAGGAAGGCCCUAAAUAAACUACCUAGAAAACUCUGACGUAAAGAGCCCUAUGUAAAAUAAAGAAGAGAAAAAAAAGAGGGAAGCUCCCGCUGCACAGGAAGGACCACUCGGAUUACUUUGUGCGAGCGCUCGGAGACUUUGCGUUAAAAGAGAACGUUCCGUUGCGGUCUGUGUGCGUGUGCGUGUGCGUGUUCUUCAUAUGUGGUUUUGUGACUGUUGACAGAAAGCCAAACUUCUUAUGGGCCCUCUCAGGUUGUGUUUGCAUGUCUGCAUGUGUUUUCUGCUGGUUGGGAGCCAGUUGGGCUUCUCCUCACACAAACUAGAAUGAGGGUCUCGCGAAGGAUCCGACAGUGCCAAGUUUUAAAGACAGCUGUUGUAGAUGUCUUUUUUUUUUAAAUCUGUGGAUCAUUCGUUUUUUCCAUUUACAAUUGGCCAUCAAAGAACAAAACAUGGAAAAGUGAGAAAUUAUUUUGUUACUUGUUUUCUUUUCUAACACACACAAAAAAAAGAGAAACUUUACAGAAUCUAACAAACUCAAUUUUAGGAUCCAAUCAAAAACGUGAAAUUGGAAAACAGUCCACAAGACUGAAUUAGAUUUUAAUAUUUAAAGACCCUUCAAACGGAAUGAAGAGAUUUGUCUCUACAUGUUUAAAGAUAAUUGCUGGAAACUAUGUAGGACUGCAUUGUGAUGCUAGAGCGUUAAACUGUUCUUCACCAUUUCAGUCUUCCUGAUUUUGGGGGCGUGGCUAAAAUGGUGCCAGGGUGCGCACAUGACCUUUUAGCGUGUGUGCCCCCUCUCAACUAUAUAAAAACUUGAGCACCUCCAUUCGCAUCAGUGGUUAUCCGAUGAAAUUGCGACAUGCAGUUACAUCUUCAAAAUACAUCGUCCCUUCGGCUAGUCCACCGGCAUGGCCGAAAUAGAGCGCCUUGUUGUCGGCCGUGAGUACACACCGCUCAUGGAGAGAAGGCAAAAGAGUGAGAGGAAAAAAUAGUUUGUGACAGCCAGCAUGUGCACAGGGUGUUUGCGGUGCCGUGGCCGCUUUAGAACGCCUCGUUGUCACGGCGUGAAAAGGCCGACAAUGGCGAGUAAGAACAUCUCUACCACUGCAGUAUGCAGUUAGUUAGCUAUGCCUGCGCCCCAAAAAUGGAUCUGGUAGGAUGUGAUGCUGCAGACAAGCCCGGCGCCCGUCCACCGGUCAAGUGAAGCCCCGGAAGUCUGUUAGCUCGCGAGCUAGCUGGUCCUGUCCUGCCACCACUCAACUCUUCUCGCACACUGACUGACGCAAUCGCUGCAGGAUCUUUUUGUAAAUGUGCUCCCUGAUGGUCUGGCCCACAUAGAAGGGGAAAACUCAUAGUUUGGGUUUACAAUAUAUCUUCGCAACACCAGUCCUGUAACCUUUCUGACAUACACCUCGUAUUGUAGCAUGGACAAUUUUUAAUUGCUGAAAGAAACGAAGCGCGAAUCACUUUUAUAUAUUCAUCUUCAUUUCAAUCAUUGUGUGUCUAACAAGUUAACUUUUUACUAAUGGUUAUUACCAGAAUUCCGGGUAAUGUAAACAAGAGCAAUUAAAUAUUACCAUCAAAUUCUGUCCUAUGGCACAUUUUUUCAAUUUCGUAUUUUGCAUGUCUAAAAUAGAUUUGUUUUAAAUCUGUAAUUUUUCCAUUAUUUGUGUUACAUUAAAAAAAACAAAUAAUAAAAUCAUGAAUCACUUUUUCAUAUUUUUUUUAUUCUUGACUGACAGCUGAAAAUGGAAAAAAAAAACAGAUACACAGAUUUUUAAAACUUUUUUGUAUUUUUUUGUAACCAACUAAGUUCUCUCUCUUCCUUUACUUUUUUUGAGGGGAAAAACUUACAGGUAAAUCCACUUCCUCCUGUAUACUGUCUUCCACACAUGUACUGGGAGAAUUCCAUGUUUUAACUGUGUACAAAGCAUCCAAGUCUUCACGCGGUCUGUCCUCACAGAAGGAGGGUUGCAAAUGACACUGUGCGGGACACGUCCGUCACGUGCAUGCCAAAGUGGAACCUUCCACAUUAUAUGUUGCUUUGGUGGCAUUUGCUAUGGACUUUAAGGUCCGUGUUUUUCUUAUUCGAAAACAUAUACGCAUUGUUUUGAAUGCUAAUUUAUGACUGAUGACCUGUAUUUGUGCUUUUUUUUUUUUCUUUUUUUUUACCUGGGGCUCAACGUUUUUAUUACAAUGCUUGUGUGUGUGUGUGUGUGUGUGUGUGCGUGUGUGUGUGUGUGUAUGUUUUUUUUCUUCCAGUGAUCAGACCAGAAUAAAUGCAGACAAAACCAUUGAAAGGACAACUUGGAGACAUUUCUGCUAUUCAACUUUUUUUUAACAUUUUUUGCAUUGUAAUGAACGACGCCUGUGAAUUGUACAUCUCACUUUGGCAAACGUGUCACAGGUUGAGUUAAAAAGAUGAAAGCAUUAUGACCAUAAUAUUGAACUGACCUACAAACGUGGAUUGAAAACCGAUUGCUUAUUGGUCCAUUUUUCCUGACCAUCGUCCAGUGCAGUUUCUAUUUAAAUAAAUGACUGCCUGUAUAUACGUACAGUUACUCUUUAGAUCAAUCAGUAUUUCAAGCUUUCUGACUUGACUUUGGCCUCUGUGUGACCUUUGUUUACAUGCUUGUUUGUUUGUUGUUGAGGAGCAAACAAUGGCAGAAGUUAAAGUGUAACGGUCAUUACAUAUCUGAAACUAUAUGUCACAAUGAAAGAAGAAGAAAACAUACGUCUGUAAGGGCAGACUUUUUCCUGUGCAAUUCAAGGUGUGUUAGAUAUACAGCAGUACAAAAAAAAUUCCAGAAAACUAGAAGAAAAAUACCCAUUUCUCCUUCAAUAUUUUUACGAUAAUCAUAUGCAAAUAAAUUAUUAAACAGA
Phyllopteryx taeniolatus (common seadragon) is the source of this 6161-nucleotide messenger RNA. RefSeq names its product eph receptor B3a (gene ephb3a). Gene Ontology annotation, cellular component: neuron projection; plasma membrane. Lineage: Eukaryota; Metazoa; Chordata; Actinopteri; Syngnathiformes; Syngnathidae. The coding region runs from base 477 to 3251 and encodes 924 amino acids. The record is from RefSeq and is a predicted model, not a curated record. The transcript is spliced from 15 exons. Gene Ontology annotation, molecular function: protein binding; transmembrane-ephrin receptor activity; ATP binding. Gene Ontology annotation, biological process: axon guidance; cell surface receptor protein tyrosine kinase signaling pathway; protein phosphorylation.